Messenger RNA from Rhea pennata, 2118 nucleotides. RefSeq names its product ubiquitin specific peptidase 50 (gene USP50). Gene Ontology annotation, molecular function: cysteine-type deubiquitinase activity. Gene Ontology annotation, biological process: Ras protein signal transduction; endosome organization; protein K48-linked deubiquitination. Lineage: Eukaryota; Metazoa; Chordata; Aves; Rheiformes; Rheidae. The record is from RefSeq and is a predicted model, not a curated record. Bases 123 to 1322 code for a protein of 399 amino acids. The transcript has 8 exons. Gene Ontology annotation, cellular component: cytosol; extrinsic component of plasma membrane; postsynaptic density.
AAAAGACAGAACUAGGAAAAUAUCAAGAGUUGCCCCAUAGAAUACAGAGCAUAUAUAAGUGGCUAAACUACAACGAACCCCAGGAGCUGCAAGAACACUGGAAAUGCUGUGGUAGAAAUGAGAUGAGGGCUCCAUCAGAACAGACUCUUGGAGAAUUUGCGAAAGGCCGAUGCUUGGUUUAUCCUCAGCUGUGGGCAGCCUUCAAUCUACACCUGCAACACUGCAACGGGGGAAUAGAGUGCAUAAAUGCCUGGAAAUGCGGCUCUGUUUGCUUGAAGAGCUUGAGAGAUUCCAGCAAGGACUCGAUCGACGAGAUGAACCACCUGUACCAAGGGCUCACCGGCCUGCGAAACCUGGGCAACACGUGCUACAUGAACGCCGUUUUGCAGUGCCUCUGCAGCAUGUCGCCCCUUGUGGAGUAUUUCCUCUCGGGAAAGUAUGUAACUGCCCUAUGCAAGGAGAACGGCGAGUCUGCGACGGCCUUUGGCUACCUGAUGUCUGACAUGUGGCUUGGAGAGUUUGACUGCGUUUCCCCGGAGGUGUUUCGUUCGGUCCUCGGGGAGCGGUACCCCGCGUUCACCAAGCAGACUCAGCAGGACGCCCAGGAGUUCCUGAUCUGCGUGCUGAACGAGCUCCACGAGGCGCUCAAGAAGUCAAGCAGCAGAAGAUGCCAGGGAAGCGCAACUGGUGCAAGAGAGAACAGAGCGACUGUCAGUGAAACAUCUAUUAUCACACAGUUAUUUGAGGGACAGCUCAGUUAUGAUAUUACGUGCCUGGAAUGUGAGACCACCACCGACAAGCCCGAGAUCUUCACAGUUCUCUCUCUCCCCAUCCCCUCCGAGAGCGCGUGUUCUCUGCAGGACUGUCUCAGAUGCUUCUUUCAGCAAGACACACUGACUUGGAACAACCAAAUCCAUUGCUCCUGGUGUGGGACAAAACAAGAUGCUGCAGUAAAGGCUAACAUAACCAAGGCACCAAAGAUAAUUAUUUUUCAUUUAAAGAGGUUUGACUGUCAAGGCAACUACAAAAAGAAACUUUUAACUGACAUUUGCUAUCCACUCAGCAACUUGGACCUCUCUCCUUACAGUUACCCAUUCUUCCGCAGGAACUCGAAGUACAGCUUGUGUGCUGUAGUGAACCACUUUGGAUUUCUGGAUGGUGGCCACUAUACAGCAUUCUGCAAGCACUCAGUCACCAAGAGCUGGUACAGCUUUGAUGAUUCACAGAUCACCGCGAUCCCCAACUCCUCAGUGCAGACUGCUGCAGCGUAUCUUCUGUUCUACACCUGUCAAGCCUUCUCUGCACCCACAAAAAGCUGCUAGCAGUGAAAAAGACUAACAGUGAGUAAGCCAGUGAUCCAAGCUCACUGGCAGUGUUAACUCAGUCCUGUUUCAUCAAUAAACUACAGUUUUUUGCAUUAUAGGAUAAUCUGUUGUGGUCUUUUAGGAAGUAAGUAAGUAAUUUCUAGAGAGAACACUGGAGCUACAGCUUCCAAGCCCAUUAAGGAACAUACAUCAGUUCCAUUUGCCUGUAGUCUAGCAUUCAUAUAUCCCUCAAAAGGAGAUAAAUGCUGAGUAUAUAGAAGCACUUGAUACCUGAAAAAUCUUGUUUCUCUGUUGUUUAAAUUGUGUUGUUUUAAGCUUCCUUUCAGAAACUGACAGUAGGCUACCAGGGUGCGAGCACAUGACCAGACCACCGGCACAUUUGUUUCUGAAAACAGCAGGGGAUGAAGCAACCACUAAAGUAAAGCUAGAAAAAGAUGCUAUUAUUUGUCAUUUUUGUCCCUCUAGCAUCUCAAACUCAUUCCCAGGUUAUAAGCUCCUGGAAAACAAUCGGACUUGCUCUAUAGGCAAGACAGAUGUGUGUAGACAGAUUAAAAGCCUCAGACCAGGAUUUAUGAAAGCCAUCCUAAUCAGGAAAGGCAAAACCAAGCCAAAUACAGAGCAGAGCAAUGUGCGCUACACAACUAAAAUAUCUGUCCAAAAGUGAGUUAGUUUAGAAAACUAAGUUUUUUUUCUUAGUCUGAAGAAUCUCUGAACUUUGUGAACCUGAGUUAGACUGUCAUUAUGUAGAUUUCUGACCACUGCACAAAGAGUAGAGAAUGAAAACAAACCUAAA